Zingiber officinale is the source of this 645-nucleotide messenger RNA. RefSeq lists its product as uncharacterized. The coding region runs from base 1 to 645 and encodes 214 amino acids. The record is from RefSeq and is a predicted model, not a curated record. Lineage: Eukaryota; Viridiplantae; Streptophyta; Magnoliopsida; Zingiberales; Zingiberaceae. The transcript is spliced from 2 exons.
AUGGAGACACCGCUCUACGGAUUCACCGGCAACGAAGUUUUGUCGAUCGGCCAAGCAAGAUUGGUCAUCUCGCUGGGAGAAGAACCGUUGAGGAGGACUCAAACAACUAACUUCAUAGUAGUAGACGCACCAUCAGCUUACAACGUUAUCUUGGGCCGACCGACCCUUAACGAGUUCCAGACAGUAGUGUCAACCUACUGCCAAAAGAUGAAGUUCCCAGUGGACGAUCAAAUGGGCAAGGUCAAAGGCGACCAACUGGCUGCUCGACGCUGCUAUGUUGGAGAUGGUCAAAACCGAGACCAAAGCAUCUCGGAAGACUCCACGGCUAGAGAAAAGGAGAAGGUGCAGAUCCACCCAAGCCGGUUGGAAGUCAUGACCUUCGUGGUUGCUGACCUGGAGGAGGAGAAAAAGGCAAAACUGAUCGCCUGUCUCAAACAGAAUCAUGAUGUGUUUGUGUGGUCAACACAUGAGCUGUCCGGCAUCUCCCCGAGUGUAGCUCAACACGAGCUUCACGUCCGAUCGGACACUUGGCCGGUCAAGCAAAGGAAGAGAGAUUUCAGCGCGGAGCAUAACGUGAUCAUCCGGGCGGAGAUAGAGAAGCUAUUGGAGGCUGGCCAUAUCAGGGAAGUCCAAUUUUCGAGCUAG